Messenger RNA from Miniopterus natalensis, 3436 nucleotides. The record is from RefSeq and is a predicted model, not a curated record. Lineage: Eukaryota; Metazoa; Chordata; Mammalia; Chiroptera; Miniopteridae.
GCAUCGAAGUCCAGGCUCCAGGCCCAGGCAGUGCCCAGGGCAGGACGAUGGCCAGUGGGGGCAACAACUUCAGCGCCAGGAUGCCUGCAGACCAGAGCAUAGAUGACACGUUUAUCCGUGACAUUUUAUUAAAUCACUUCAGAAGACAUAAGGUCGAGAUUUCAAAAGCAAUAAAAAAGGAAUUUCCUUUCCUUGAGGUUCUUCGUGACCGUGACUUCAUCACCAAUAGAAUGUAUGAAGAUUGUCAAGAAUCUUGUAGAAACCUGGUCCCUGUGCAGAGAGUAGUGUACAAUGUUCUCAGUCAACUGGAGAAGACAUUUCAGCUGCCACUUCUGGACGCAUUGUUCAGCGAGGCCAACAAACAGGAAUACCCUGACUUAAAUAACAUUUAUAAAGGCUUUGAAAAUGCGGUCCAUGAAGCACUUUGUCAACAAGACAGUGAUGAAGAGAGUGUGGAGAACCCUAACACCCAACUAAGCCUUGAACAAGGAACUAGUGGAAGCUCAUAUCAAUGCCUGACCUGGAUCCACCCACAUCCCUCAGAUUGCAAUGGUACAGCCACAGCUGAAAAUAGACCCUCAGAGGACCGCCGUGAAACAGAACAGACAAAUGUGAAGAGAAAAGGUACGACCUGUAACAACAAAGAUGCACCAGGAGGCCAACAAGCAAACGAACAACGUGCCCAAGAGUCUGAGCCCGCAGAGUCCUGCAAACAAGUACCCAUCCAAGGAAAUUAUGAAAAUGCAAAAACCGAGGCACCCAGCCCAUUGCCCUCUGAUGACGAAAUGAUCAGCAGUGAGGACUCCAGUGAUGGAGACGACCGCCCCAAAGCCUUCACCAGGGAACAAAGAAGGAAGGCUGAAUCAAACAAGAGGGGAGAGAUCCGAGAAGUCACCUACUCAGCCCCCAAGACUGCAUCACAGGCCGUGGAUUUGAGAGAAUCACCUCCUUGCAGGAAAAGACUUUGGAAAACUGGUUCUUCAGAUAUUGGAAAACAACCUACUUUGAAGAUGAGAAAUGUGAAACUACGGCUAGUCAUUGGUGACUCUUCAGAAUCGAGUAACGGAGAAGAGCCUCAGGAAACGUCUAGUUCAGCCCUAAGAAAUGGGUCAGGAGCAGAGCUCCAAGGACUUGGAAAUAAGAAGUGUUCCUGCGUCAUGUGUUCAUCAAAGGAUGUUCCAAGAGGCCAAGAGGCAGGGACGGAAAGUAGCCAAGCAUCUGACACGAUGGGUGCCACGGACACUGGAAGCAGAUCUACUGUGGAAAAACACAGUGGAAAAAGAAGAGAAAAGGUACAACACAUCAAUAAAAUAAAUAGUCUCCAAAGAGUGAGAAACAGAGGCAGACAUAGAAUCCAGUCUCUGAAUAACAAAGUCCCAUGGAAAAGAAACAAUUCAAAAGGGAUAAAAGCUGGCAACACUGGGCCUUUGAAAAGAUCCAGAAAAAGAGGUCCAAGAAUUCCCAGAGAUACAAAUAUGGACUUUAAACCUCCUAUACUUCCCGUGACCUGCGGUCAGGUGAAGGGGAUGUUGUACAAGGAGAAAAUGAAAGAAGGAAUCUCGGCAAAAUGCAUAAGGACCAAGGAUGGGAAGCAGCUCACCCUCAAGGAGUUUGAGGUCGAAGGAAGCCACGAGCGGUCCAAGAACUGGAGGCUGAGCGUGCGCUGCGGGGGGUGGCCCCUCAAGUGCCUGAUCCAGAAAGGACACCUCCCAGACCCACCGAGAACCAGGAGAAAGACAAUACCAGAGUUUCACAGUGAUGAGUUUAUUGACCCAUAUCCGGAAAACUUCAAUGAAUGUGAGGUGUGCCGGAAAAGAGGAAAGCUGUUCUGCUGCGAUACUUGUCCAAGGUCCUUUCAUGAGAAAUGCCACAUCUGUCAUAUUGAUCCCGACAGGAACCCAUGGAGUUGCAUCUUCUGCCAGAUAAAGUCUAUUCCGGAAAGUCGACCAUGUCAGGAAUCAGAGGUCCUGAAGAGGAAGAUGCUGCCUGAGGAGUGGUUGAAAUGUCAGUUCCUCCUCUUGAAGGUCUAUUGCUGUUCAGAAAGCCCCUUUUUUGCCUCAAAACCGAAUAAUAGUGAAAACUCAGCUGAGGACCUGAAGAAAUGUAUGUGGUUAAACAAAAUCAGGAUAAAGCUGACUUGGAAGAUGUACACCCAAGUGAAGGGGUUUGUGCAGGACAUGCGCCUCAUCUUUCAGAACCACAGGGCAAUUUACAGGGACCACGAAUUCCUCAGGCUGGGAAUUCAACUAGAGGCCAAGUUUGAGUAUCAUUUCAAAAACAUUUUUGCAAUUCAGGAAACCAGCAAGUAAAGCUCGCAGUCCGAGCCCCUUCCCUCGUGGUGGUGUCCAUCUCUCUUGCCCCCUUCGGGCCUCCAGCUGCACGCGGUCAAGUGCCCUGGUCCCACUGACCAUCUGCCCAUUGCUGUGCAACCGACAUCGUAUCACACUUCUUUUUUCAAACUUUCUUUGUCACUAUUCCUGUUCAUUUAUUUUUCUAAAAUUGCUUUGUCCAAUUCUCUUAUUAAAUAAUUUGGAGUGAAAUUUACAAUAGAAAAUAUUGAGUCUCUCUAUAAAGGAUCAUCAUAUUAUGUGCUUCCAUUUACUUGAGAUUAUUUAUUAUGUUCUUAAGUAAAGUCUUCUGUUCUCUCCUCCUCUCCACAUAGAACUUAUUCAUUUCUCUCUUUUUUACUGUCAGGUAUGUUAUGCUUUUUCUUGUUAUUCUGAAAGUGCGCUUUCUCCCAUUGCAGUUUCUUACUGAUCACUGCCUGUUAGGAAGCCCCUGUGAUUUACACAUUUUGGUGGCCGACGACCACACCGAGUGCUCUUUUGCCUUCACCGCCCCACGCCCGCCCCGCGCCCGCCCCGCGCGUCAGGACGCCCCCGGCAGACACGCAGCGUUUCCAGCGCUCGGCUCAGAGCCAGAGCCCUGACUGGCACCUGAUGGAAGGCUCCUGAUGCGGGCACGGGAACCUCUGCGGGUCCUUGGUCCCUUCGGGGAACGGUCACCACGGCAUCCUGGUGAACCUGCAUGUCUCCCCGCGGCCCACACAGGCAACACUUCAGUGCGGCUGGUCUGACCUAGGUCUGGGCAGAAUGGCCUGUGACUUCCCUAAACCACAGAGCCUGGGGGGCUUGUGAGGAGCCGCUGUGCAGCCACUUCCCACCCAUCACCUUCUCUCCAAGUGCUGUCACGACCCUCUCCUUGCCUCCCAAGUUCUGGUGAGGUAGGAGGCCUUCUGAUUCCUCUGUUAGGGCACAGCCGUAGGCCACACAGCUGCUUGGCUGCAACAGGAAUGCGGACGGUCACUCAUGUCGCACCAUGUGGCAUGCGCAUCCCUUUUGCUUUGGUACAAUCCUACGGGACAGAGGAGUGGGAAGCUGGCACCUUUCCUCUUUUGCCUUUGUUGUGCAUGUAAUAAACUGUCUGAACACUAAAA